AUGGUCGAAGUCCGGCGUGCUGCGAUUUGCGCGGUGGCAGACCUGCGCGGAGGCGUGGAGGCGUCCUCGGUGAGUACAGGGUGUGGGCGGUGGUUUUGGGUGAUGCUGGGUGGCUCUGGGCGGAGCGCCGGUGGGAAGGUCGGCGACGAACGAGGUAGUCGCAGGCUAGGGGGCGCGAGCGCGAUUUGUGUGUGUAUUGGGUAUCUGUGGGCAACCGAUUGGGCGAACGAGGUGGUCGGCGGCGAGUGGUGGUUCGGCUGCCGAUGGACAACCGUUUGGACUCUCUCAGGUGGCUUCUCGCCGGCGACCGCUGUUCGCCGGCGGCAGGUCGAGAUAUAG
This is a messenger RNA of Striga asiatica, 339 nucleotides long. Lineage: Eukaryota; Viridiplantae; Streptophyta; Magnoliopsida; Lamiales; Orobanchaceae. The record is from the annotation of a GenBank genome assembly.